AGUCGCCCUCCUGCAUGCACUCAAGAUGCCGCAAUCCCCAGAUCCUUCAGAAGCCAAGCAGGCGUGUGUGUCGUAGAGAACUUGUCCUCGCAGUCUGAUUUUCGAUGUGAGGCGCGCGGCGUGCGUGGCGACCGCAUCUCCGGUUUUUGCCUGGCCGUUCGCCCUCUCCAGUCACCGCACAUGAUGGAGACAUUGCAGGCUCCAAUCUCUUAUUCGAAAGCAACGUGCUUCGACAAUGUGUCCCGCGCCUCUCAAACCUACUCUCAGCCUUCUUUCGACCGCAGUCCGUAGAUCAAAUGGCGGACAUCGCUGGGGCACUGCAGACCGCAGACGCCGUGGCCGGCCUCACCACCGCCGUAAUUCGACUGUAUCACUACUGCCAGCAGCUUCGGAAGGCGCAUGAGCUAGCACAACUCGUGCUGGAAAAGAUCGAAGGUCUGCAGGAAGUACUUGAGGCCGUGGAGCGCAUUUGCCGGCGAAGAAAAGGCGGCUCCCCCCGAGAAAGCAACGAGCAGACAGCAAAGGAGUUGCGCGCUAUCCGACAGGCAAGUGAAAGAUGUCGAAGUGUGGUGCUGCGUGUGAGGGAAAAGCUGGGCGUGUUCGACAACACUGGUUCUGAGACGCGGCCCACUCUGUCGGAUCGCCGAAACUUUGUCAGCGCUCAGACUGCCAUCCAAGCAGCUCUGGAGAAUCUCACUGCCCACAAGCAUACUCUGAGUCUGUGGCUAAACGUCCUCCGACUAAACGACGAGCAGUCCAAUGCACAGAGAAGCACGACUUUCAAUGAGCUCCGAACCCGGCUACCAGAGAACGUGACAAUCGAGGUCAAACUAAAGAGUCUAUUGGAACAACGCUCGACAGCAUCAGCGCGGCAGUCUGUUGCCGACUCUGCCUCUCGUGACGCGACGCGGCCAACAGAUUCCGAUGCCGUGCCCAACCCAUCUCCUCCCGUGCUGGAGCCAGACGAUGAUGAAGCUGAAAGCCGUUCCACUCAAGAGGCGUUGGACGACCUGAAAUCGGUGCGUGAUACGGCCAGGAAACUGCUUGCCAAGAGAAGAACUGUCCGCGAUGUGCUGCCAGGCCAGGACAAAGAUGCUCUCACGCACCAUUUGCAGCGCUAUUACGCACGCGGGAAAGAGCACUUGAAAGCUUCGCAACAUGCAGAAGCCGAAAGCGACUUCAGCAUGGCUCUGGCAUAUUCCGAGAAGCGAUGCGACAAGUAUCAGAUCCCUUUCCAUGACCGCGAAGUGCUGCUUGAGCAUCUAGCCCAAGCCUACAAAGGUCUCAAGCAGUGGGACGCUGCCAUCGACAUUGUAGAGAAUGAGAUCCUGCAUGUGAAGGAUGGCGAGACUCAUGCAGAGCGCUUGCCGCCAUCACGAUCUGUCGCGCGACAGCACGAACUUCUGGGAGCAUUGUACCUGGAGAGAUACUACGAGGCCAGCGUCGACUCCGACUACACUGAUGCCCAUGAACACACCCAACAGGCAUAUCAGAUCUGGAAAGACAUCGAGACUGAAGCCACCACAUUGUCGGAAGAUGACUUCAAAUGCUUUCGUGGGUGUCUAUUGCAGCUGAUCAACAUGCUUCGCAGUAAAGGUCUCACUAUCGAAGCCGAACACUACGAGGGCGUGCUCGCAAACAAGGUGACGGGUUCGCACACCUCUUUCCACCCAGUAACAACGUUCACAAGCUCUUCAGACUCCGCUAGUGUCUUCUCUGCAGAUUCAAGCAUUCUCCGCCGGAUCAGUACCGGCCACAUCACGUUUGUGGGCGCCUUUGAAGAGGCCGUGAAAUGCAAGAACGACAGUCAAUUGCAGUUGCUGCACGACUCUCCUCACUUUGACUGGCCCGCACAUGUCAAUGAGCGAGACAGCAGACACGAGACUGCUCUUCACUACGCUGUCCAGCGAGGAAAUCCGGCCACGGUGAAAUUCUUGUUGGGCCACAGUGCCGACAUCGACGCUAUGGACGACCAAAACAGAACCCCGUUGUUCAAAGCUGUGCACAGGCAGCGUCUCGAGAUCGUUGAAGUUCUACUGCAGUGGGAGAAGAGUAAGGUCAACACCCGGACUAUCCAUGAUGGUGCCACGCUUCUCCAUGAAGCAGUCAAGAGCAACAAGACGGACUGCGCCAAGAUGUUAUUGCAGGCUGAUCCACAAUUGGUCAAUCUGCAGAGCCGAUCAGGACAGACAGCACUGCAUGUUUGUGCCGAGAGAGGCCGCGUGGAGCAUGUCCGCUUGUUGAUCGAUUCCGCAGCUGAUCUGAACGUAGCAGACUCGGCAAAUCGUACGUCUUUGCACUUGGCGUUGUCUGUCGAUGACCCAGCACAUGAGUUGAUCUUCCUGUUAUUGCAUGCUGCAGGUGCGAGCACAGGACUGGGAAAGCUCACGAGCAGUGAGAAGGAGCGGCAGAACCGGUAUCUGGACCAACGACGUACUGCUGCAAGACGACAAAACUCUGUCGGAUCCAUGUCGCAAUCACCUGCUGAAGACGAACCGAGGACAAAUGUCUUGAAGGGGAGAGGCGAGAGGCGCAGGACUUGGAGAUCAUUUCUGUCGCAUUGAAAAGCUUGGACCCAAGGACGUGAACAUGGAUGACGCUACGUUCUGGCUGCUUUUUCGUUUGUAAGCGGCGUCUGAUGGGCUCCACAUAUCAUGCACUCUCGUCUGCGCGAAGAGAUGCCGCGACUGAUGGCCCGCAGGCAAGCUAUUGCGGACGGCCAAACGGGAGUUCGAAAAUGCCAACACUUUGUGAUCUCUCUUCGCCACCUUGAUCGCACGCCUCCUGCGCCUUUCUAAAAAGAAUGCUUCAGCUAUACCGCCGGAGACAGAGAUAAGAGGAUCACAACAGCAAUCGAAGGCCGGGCAGAUACACGGUGUUGAUCCUAGCUUCUGUUUUGCUUUCUCGCGGUGGCCAACGCUAUCUAGCUCUCGACGUGGUCGGUAUCCUCACGAUAGGUAUGGAAUAUGCUGCCGACAACGAAUCACAAGAAGUGUUACAUG
This is a messenger RNA of Cercospora beticola, 3002 nucleotides long. RefSeq lists its product as uncharacterized. Gene Ontology annotation, molecular function: protein binding. The record is from RefSeq and is a predicted model, not a curated record. Lineage: Eukaryota; Fungi; Ascomycota; Dothideomycetes; Mycosphaerellales; Mycosphaerellaceae. Gene Ontology annotation, cellular component: nucleus; cytoplasm.